AUGAAAGGUUCUAUUUAUAUACCAUCGGACAUAAUUGAAGAAAUUCUUCACUUUAUUCAAAACGAACCAACCAAUAAAACUGAUCAUUUAAACAACGAAAGUUCUACGUUGUUUAAUUGUCUUUUAGUGAACAGACAGUGGUGCAGGCUUGUUAUACCACGACUUUGGCGUCAACCAUUUUUAUAUGUGAGGAAAGGGAACCCAAAACUUAUUUCAACUUUUUUAGCUUUUCUAAAUGACAAAAGUCGUAGAACUCUUUUAUCUAAUGGAAUCACUCUCUCAUCCCUAUUUUUGAAAUCGGAUUGUCGUAUACGGCAUCAUAAUUUCCAUUUCUACAAAUUCCACAGAUCGCAAUAUCAAUCAAAUUUCAAUUAUGCUUCAUUUCUUAAACACUUACAUUAUGAUUACAUGCUAUCAUCUAUUGAAGAAUGGUGUAGUUAUUCAAAUCAAUCAGUAGGAAAUGCUAUUUCCCUCAUCACAAACUCUUUGUUGAAAUUAUUUUUGGAUAAUAAUGUUAAGUUAAUGAGCCUUUUCGUUUGGCCAAAUCACAUACAUUGGACUCACUAUAGUUCAAGUAGAUAUAUGGAAUUAGUUGAACCUGAAGUUAGUGGAUUGUUAUCGGAGUUAAAAUAUUUACAUAUCGAAACACAUUCUAAAUAUCCAUCUGCAAGAUUUUUCUCAAAGUUGUCACGGAUAGUUAAUGUUGGAAAAUUAUAUUUACGUACUCAACUGUUGGGUCUUAUGGGAUUUCCGAAUGAUUUGGAGAAUGAAAUGGCACGUAACAUUAGUAUGCUAAUUAAUUCACAAACCAACUUAACCUCGUUCACACUUUCAAAUUCAAUUCGAUACACUUCUGAUUUUAUCAAAUCUUUGUCACCUAACGUUCAUAAUAUUCAAAAUAUCUCAUUAAUUGAAACAAAAAUUGAUGAAAUUGAUUCAUGGACAAUUUUAUCCAAUUGUAUAAAUUUACAAAAAUUGGAAAUUAUUAAAUGUGCUGGACUGAAUGUGGAAUCAAUUAUACCUUUCGUAUCAGCUAACUGGGAAACCCUGGAAACAAUUCUAAUUGAAAAUAAUCAACCAAUUGAUGUCAACAAUGAAUUGGAGCAGUGGGCAAAUAAAAAAC
This is a messenger RNA of Dentiscutata heterogama, 1123 nucleotides long. Lineage: Eukaryota; Fungi; Glomeromycota; Glomeromycetes; Diversisporales; Gigasporaceae. The record is from the annotation of a GenBank genome assembly.